AUGGUCGACCGUGGCGGCAGGUACGAACGGGACAAUCGGGACAAUCGGGACAAUCGGGACAAUCGAGAACGAGACAGAGGUGGAUUUCGCGAUGGAGGACGACCACAGCACUUUAAGAAAAGACGCUACCAGGACGACGAUGACCGUGACUACCGCCAGCAGAGGCCUCGCUACGAGGAUCCGAUGGUCAGACUUAGAAAGGAUGUCCUAGCUAUUGCAGAAUCUCCUCUCAUCAAGGUGGAGGACUCGAUCCGAUCGAUUGCUAAGUCGCUGUCAGCCCAUUGGGACCACGAGGCUAUCCGCAAAGGAUUCGUCACUUUGAUCAAAACACUCGUCGUCGAACAACCGUUCAAAAUCCCCUUCGUCGCCGCCAUCGUCCUCUGCGCCAAUGCUCAAAAGCACGAAAUCGGAAAGCUGGUUCUCGAUGAAUUCGCCGCCCAGCUACAGAAUUACCUUGACAACUGUGAAUGGCGCAACUUUAAACUUACUCUGAGAUUUAUGGGAUCUGUUUCCUGCAUGCUAGAUGGCGAAGGCGUUGCGACCUUGCUCAAUGACUUGGCCAACCUUACCGGCGAUCUGGCUGCUGAAGGAGGGAGCAGUGGACUCUCUGAAGAAUUGUCAUUUGUCGUUCUUAUUACGAUUCCUUACAUUUUGACAUCUGCGCCUGGUGGUAUCACGGAGGAGUUUUUGACGACCUUGAUCGAACGGUUGGAGGGCAUGCAAGUGCCAUCUGCCGUCGAGCCUCUUUUGUCGCCAUAUAGUGGCCCGAAUGCGCCGUAUCCUCCCAUGAAUAAUACCACCCUUUUGUUGAACGCCCUUAAAGACGAAGCCGCCUCCGGGUUUAAAUUCGAGAUUCUCGCCCGUCCAUGGGAACCGUUCCUCGCCGAGCUAGAAGCUGCCACCAAACAUUUUUUCCCCACGAUCACCAUGCCAACAGCUCUCGAAGGCGGUACUAUAUUCCCCAAGGUCUACUUUUCGGUCUUCCAAGGUGCCGUCCACGAAACCGUCCCAUUGCAAACAUCCAUCAGUUCAUCCAUUCUCCGCGAUUCAAUCGGUGACACAAUCGGCCUCCUCGACUUCAACCGCAUUGCAUGUGCCAGGUUCCUCAUCGAUGUCGAUUGCUACUUCGCACCUAACGCAUUUCUUAAACGUGCGACCCCAUUCGACAAGAUUCCGGAGGUUUCUGAAGGGAAGUCGACCUGGAAGCCGGAGGACGUCUGUGUUGAUGCUAUUUUCACCAACAUAUUCCAGUUGCCGCAACCAGAGCAUAAAUUGGUUUAUUACCAUGCUACUUUGACCGAGGUCUGCAAAUUGGCGCCUCAGGCGGUUGCGCCAUCGCUCGGAAGAGCCAUUCGUUAUUUGUACAGAAACCUGGAGAGUAUGGAUGUCGAACUGAGGUACAGGUUUAUUGAUUGGUUCGCUCAUCAUUUGAGUAACUUUGGGUAUACUUGGAAGUGGACGGAGUGGAUCCCCGAUCUCGAAUUGUCCAAGGUCCACCCACGCCGUUCGUUCAUCCAAGAAGCCGUCGAAAAGGAAAUCCGUCUAAGUUUCGCCAACCGCGUCAAAUCCACUCUUCCAGAACAAUACUGCGAAUUAGUCCCCGAAGACAAGGAAAAGGAACUACCCGACUUUAAAUUCGAAUCCGACGACAUCGCUUUCCCUGAGGAAGGGAAACAGCUUUUGAACCUCAUUCGUCAGAAGGCUCCAAACGAAGAAGUCGACACCCUUAUGAACGCCAUUACCGAUGCCGCGAACAACAAGGGAUUACCUGAUCCUUCCAAAUAUGCAAGAGAUAUGUACAUGACCUGCAUCUGCCAUAUCGGAGCGAAGAGCUUGAGUCACGUCUUGAGCUGUAUCGAACGAUGCAAAGAAAAACUUACACAGUUGGGUCAAGAAUCCUCGCAAGCUCAGCGACAGAUCGUUGGGACGGUGAUGAGAUAUUGGGCUGAUCAACCGGGUAUCGGAGCUAAUGUUAUUGACAAGCUUUUGAAUUACUCGAUUUUAACGCCAUUAUCUGUUAUCGAAUGGGUUGUUCUUGAUGCUGGCGGGGAGGUAUUGCCGAGGGGACAUGCAUGGGAGAUGGUGAAUACUACGACUAGGAAAGUUGUUUUGAGGACUAGGAAUUUGGCGAGUGCUAGAGGGGAGGAUCUGCCGGAAGAACAAAUCGCUACUGCGGAGCAGCAGCAUGAAGUUGCGAAGGCGGAACAGGCGGAGUUGUUUAAGGUUGUCAUGGAGGGGCUUGGAAGGUAUGAAGAUGGAGGAGUUGUGGUUGGCAAAGAAGGGACUAGUGGGGAGGAUGUGGAAUUGUUGAAAUGGUGGGCUGCUAGUUGGUUGAGGGCUUUGAAGAGGCAGAGGGAUAUUGAGGAGGCGGAGGAGGCGAUGAGGGUUAGUACUGGAUCUGGAGCGGGGGCUAUGGAUGAGGAUGGGGACGAGGAUAAGGAAGGAGGGGAUGAUGAGAAUGCUAUGGAGGAGGAGGUUUAA
Molecule: messenger RNA, 2481 nt
Organism: Orbilia oligospora ATCC 24927
Lineage: Eukaryota; Fungi; Ascomycota; Orbiliomycetes; Orbiliales; Orbiliaceae
Exons: 6
Coding region: 1-2481 (826 amino acids)
Biological process (GO): nuclear-transcribed mRNA catabolic process, nonsense-mediated decay; mRNA export from nucleus
Cellular component (GO): nucleus; nuclear cap binding complex
Molecular function (GO): RNA cap binding; mRNA binding
Source: RefSeq, a predicted model, not a curated record